Salarias fasciatus (jewelled blenny) is the source of this 5020-nucleotide messenger RNA. Its product is annotated as contactin-associated protein-like 5. The record is from RefSeq and is a predicted model, not a curated record. The transcript is spliced from 24 exons. The coding region runs from base 29 to 3919 and encodes 1296 amino acids. NCBI's taxonomy places the organism in Eukaryota, Metazoa, Chordata, Actinopteri, Blenniiformes, Blenniidae.
ACAGUUGCGGGUGAGAACCGGCCGGAGGAUGGACCGUCUCCUUCCGCUGCAUCUCAUUUGGCUGCUGCGCGUCUUCAGCGCCGUGUCCGCCGCCACUCACUAUAACUGCAACAGCCCCUUGGUUUCCAUGUUGCCCCAGUCAUCCUUCCAGAGUUCUUCACAGCCCUCCAUCAGCUACGCUGCCCACAAUGCCAAGCUGAACAGAAGAGAUGGAGCAGGAGGCUGGUCGCCCAUGGUGACCGACCCCGAGCCCUGGCUGCAGGUGGACCUCAGGGACAGGAUGGAGGUUACGGCCGUGGCCACGCAGGGGCGUUAUGACAGCUCGGACUGGGUCAGCAGAUACAUGCUGCUGUACAGCGACACGGGCCAGGCCUGGAAGCAGUUCAGGCAGGACGACGGCGUCGGGAGGUUCGUGGGGAACACGAAUUCGGAGGCGGUGGUCCACAACAAGCUGUCCCACUCAGUGAGAACCCGGUUCCUGCGCUUCAUCCCUCUGGAGUGGAACCCCAGCGGCUGGCUGGGCGUCCGGCUGGAGGUGUACGGCUGCUCCUUCAAGUCGGACGUGGCGGACUUUGAUGGCAGAAGCUCUCUGCUGUACCGGUUUAACCAGAAGUCCAUGUCCACGGUGAAGGAUGUCAUCUCUCUGCGCUUCAAAAGCCGCCAGGCAGAGGGGGUGUUACUGCACGGCGAAGGACAGCGGGGGGAUUACAUCACCCUGGAGCUCCACCGCGGGAAACUGGCUCUCUACCUCAACCUGGACGACACCAGGCUGAGGUUCAGCAGCAGCCGCGUGGCCGUCACCGUGGGCAGCCUGCUGGACGACCAGCACUGGCACUCCGUCGUUAUCGAGCGCUUUAACAAGCAGGUGAACCUCACCGUGGACUCCCACACACAGCACUUCCAGACCAAAGGAGAAGGAGACUCGCUGGAGGUCGACUACGAGCUGAGCUUCGGAGGAAUCCCGCUGCCUGGAAAACCAGGGACCUUCCUGAGGAAGAACUUCCACGGCUGCAUCGAGAACCUGAACUACAACGGGAUCCACAUCAUCGACCUGGCGAAGAGACGCAAGCCACAGAUUUAUAGCGUGGGUAACGUGACCUUCUCCUGCUCGCGGCCUCAGCUGGUGGCGUGCACCUUCCUCAGCUCCAGCAGCAGCUUCCUGUCGCUGCCGGCCGCCGCCCCGUCCACCAUCAUGGGGGGCUUCUCCGUCCGCCUUCAGUUCAGGACCUGGAACUCGGAGGGGCUGCUGCUCUCGGCGCGGCUCAGCCCGGAGCCCCAGAGUCUGGACCUGCAGAUCAGCAACAGCCAGCUGCUCCUCACGCUCCACGGCGCCGCCCAGCAGAGGUCGGAGGUCUCGGCAGGUCACAAAGUUAAUGACGGGCUGUGGCACACGGUGAGUCUGGACACCAGGAACCUGCAGAUCAGCCUGACUCUGGACAGCGAGCCGCCCUCCACCAUGGAGCAGUGGGAGCAGCUGGGGGCUCGAGGCAGCUUCUCCUUCGGAGGCUGCUCCUCCACGGGCUGCCAGAAUCCCUCUCAGGCCUUCCAGGGCUGCAUGCGUCUCAUCACCAUCAACGACCAGCCGGUCAACCUCAAUCACGUCCAGCAGGGGCUGCUGGGAAGCUACAACCAGAUCCAGUUUGACACGUGCAACAUAAGAGACAGGUGCCUUCCAAACCUGUGUGAGCACGGAGGCCGCUGCUGGCAGACCUGGAGCUCCUUCUCCUGCGACUGCUCGGGGACCGGAUACUCCGGCGCCACCUGCCACGCCUCCAUCUACGAGACGUCCUGCGAGGCCUACAAGCUGAUUGGCAGCUCCUCUGGCUUCUACUCCAUUGAUCCAGAUGGGAGUGGCCCCCUGGGGCCGGCGCCGGUCUACUGCAACAUGACAGAGGAGCGGGUGUGGACAGUGCUCGCCCACAACGUCACGGCUCCCGUCAGAGUCCAGGGCUCGUCGGCGCUGAAGCCUCACAGCAUGGCGUUGAACUACAGCGCGUCGGCCGAGCAGCUCCGCGCCAUCAUCGCCGGGUCGGAGCAGUGCCAGCAGGAGGUGGUGUACCACUGCAGGAAGUCCCGCCUCUUCAACACCAAAGAUGGCCGUCCCCUGUCCUGGUGGUUGGACCAGCGGGGGGAGAGGCGGACCUACUGGGGGGGCUUCCUGCCCGGAGUCCAGCAGUGCUCCUGCAGCCUGGAGGAGAACUGCAUCGACAUGAGUCACUUCUGCAACUGCGACGCCGACACCGACUCAUGGACCACAGACAUGGGAGUCCUGUCCUAUAAGGACCACCUGCCGGUGAGCCACGUGGUGGUCGGAGACACCAACAGGACGGGCUCGGAGGCCGUGUACCAGAUCGGCCCUCUGCGGUGUUAUGGAGACAAGUCCCUGUGGAACGCCGCGUCCUUCUACCAGGAAUCCUCCACCCUGCUCUUCCCCACCCUGCGGACCGAGCUGGCCUCCGAUAUCUCCUUCUACUUCAAGACCAGCGCUCCUUCGGGGGUCUUCCUGGAGAACCUGGGCCACAGAGACUUCAUCCGGGUGGAGCUCAGCUCUCCCUCGGAGGUGACCUUCUCCUUCGAAGUGGGGAACGGCCCGUCCGUCCUGACCGUGAAGUCCCACCUGCCCCUGAACGACCGGCAGUGGCACUUCGUGCGCGUGGAGCGCGGCGUGAAGGAGGCGUCGCUGCAGGUGGACCAGCUUCCCCUGCGCUUCCUGGAGGCCCCGGCCGACGGACACCGCCGCCUCCGCCUCAACAGCCAGCUGUUUGUCGGGGGCGCCGCCUCUCAGGGGAGGGGCUUCCUGGGCUGCAUCCGGACUCUCACCAUCAACGGCGUGACCUACGACCUGGAGGAGAAGGCCAUGCUGACGGUGGGCGUGAGCUCGGGCUGCCCGGGGUACUGCAGCGGCUCCAGCAGCCUGUGCCACAACAGGGGGCGCUGCAUCGAGAAGAGCAGCGGCUACACCUGCGACUGCUCCCAGUCCGCGUACGGAGGGCCCACCUGUAAGGAAGAGGUGUCAGUGUCCUUCGACAGAGAGUCCUCAGUCACCUUCACGUUCCAGGAGCCGUUCUCAGUGAUGCAGAACAGAAGCUCGCAGGCCUCCAGUGUUUCCAGGGAGAGCAGCAGCCGGGCCAGAGAGGACGUGGCCUUCAGCUUCAUCACCUCGCAGAGCCCCGCUAUGCUGCUGAGCGUCAGCACAUUCAGCCAGCAGUACAUCGCCGUCAUCCUGGCUCGCAACGGAACGUUGCAGAUCUGGUAUCACCUGCAGACGCACAGGAAGCCAGACGUAUUCAGCCCCCUCCUCGGGAACCUGGCGGACGGACUCCUCCACCGGGUCCGAAUCCAUCGAGAGGGCAAAGAUCUGUAUGUCCAGAUCGACCAGGACAUCCACAGAAAGUACACGCUGUCAUCCGAUGCAGAGCUGAUCCUAAUCAGAUCCUUGACAUUGGGCAAAGUCAUCAAGAGAGACAGCUUUGAAGAGGAGGUGGUCCAGGCCGGCUCCAAGGGCUUCGUGGGCUGCCUCUCCUCGGUGCAGUUCAAUCACGUCGCUCCUCUGAAGGCGGCGCUGCUCAACCGAGGCAGCUCGCUGGUCACCAUCCGCGGCCCGCUGGUGCAGUCCAACUGCGGGGCGCUGGCGGACUCCAUCACAUCGCACAACCUGCGAGAUCAAGCUGCAGCAACAAAUAAAGAGAAGGAGCAUCCGGGUGGUGAAUCCAGAAACGAUGUAGCUGUUAUAGCAGGUGUGGUGACGGCUGCCGUCUUCAUCAUCGUCUUCAUCCUGGCCGUGGUGAUCCGCCUGGUGUACCGGCGGAGAGCUCAGAGGAGCGACGACAGCAUGAAGGAGCACCAGAGGCCGAGCACCAGGACAGAGCUGCACCUCCACAACUCCCUCAGGGACAACAUGAAGGAGUACUACAUCUGACCGCGGGAGAGGGACCAGCUGAGACCAGCUGAGACCAGCCCAGACCACCAGACUGUACAGAGGACUGUGACCAACCGUGUGAAUAAUUUGACUUGAUGAAGGUUGACGAUGGAAAGCUACACCUGAGAAGAAGAAGGAGGACGACUUUUACUUCUGACGACACGAGGAUUACUUCUGACUACUCGAGGAUUACUUCUGACUGACAAAGCGAGGAUUACUACUGACCGGGCGAGGGGGAGCAGCUUCAAACUUUGUGCAAAGUCUGAAUAUCUGAAGGAGAGUGCCCAGUUCCCAUGAUUCAGGACUACUUGAGAACAAAAUCCUCUUUUGACAAGAUGAAGGUGGACCUCUUGUGAGCGGGAUGAUGAAACGCUUGAUCCACAACCUGCAGGACUGAAGCUGACUUCCUGAAGGACUUGAGAGGAGCUAUACGGGACUAUAUGAAGGAGAAACCCACUGCAGCCACAUACCUCUCCUACAUGAGACGCUGGGGUUCUUGUUGACACUGGGACCACCAGCGAGCGUCAGAACCACCGGGAUGGGAUCUUCACACCACGGUUUGACAGUGCAGAACCACCACAGAGGAAGAGGGGAGGGUCCCGACCUGCUGCACCUCCUGAUUGUGCACAACAUUUUCUUAUUAACUCCAAAUGCUGAAGAUUUCUGCAUCGCUGUAGAAUAUACUUAAUGAUACUUGGAAAUCCAGAGAGGUAGGCCUGGCCUGUAAGAUAUGCGCACUUUUGCUGCCGUCUUUGUUUUUUCUCAUGUGGUGGUGAACAUUGUGGUAUUGAUUGGGAGAAGAAACAGGGGGCCAAUACUGCCUACUGUACGAGUGCCUAAUUUGUCCUCAAGUUUUUCCUUUCAACAUGUUGGAGUGUUUUCUUUUUCUCCUUUUGUUUUGAGUGAUUGGCACCCCGGCAUCCUACUUUCAUAUGCAGGAGCUUGUUAUUUUUCAGCCCAUAUUACAAGAAGCAGGAAGACGAGAGAAAUUUGAGCCGCCCCGCAGUUUGGCAGCGCCAGAUAUUUGACCAUUAGGCAACGUGUGAAGAGUUUCUGUUUUGUACAAACUCCCCAAAGGGUCAUAGUGAGGGUUUUCUUUGU